Messenger RNA from Zalophus californianus (California sea lion), 228 nucleotides. RefSeq names its product cyclin-dependent kinases regulatory subunit 2-like. Gene Ontology annotation, cellular component: cyclin-dependent protein kinase holoenzyme complex; SCF ubiquitin ligase complex. Gene Ontology annotation, biological process: regulation of mitotic cell cycle. Gene Ontology annotation, molecular function: ubiquitin binding; histone binding; protein kinase binding. The transcript has a single exon. Lineage: Eukaryota; Metazoa; Chordata; Mammalia; Carnivora; Otariidae. The record is from RefSeq and is a predicted model, not a curated record. The coding region runs from base 1 to 228 and encodes 75 amino acids.
AUGGCCCACAAGCAGAUCUACUACUCAGACAAGUACUUCAACAAGCACUAUAAGUACCAGCAUGUCAUGUUACCCAGAGAACUUUCCAAACAAGUCCCGAAAACCCAUCUGAUGUCUGAAGAGGAGUGGAGACUUGGUGUCCAACAGAGUCUAGGCUGGGUUCAUUACAUGAUUCAUGAGCCAGAACCACAUAUUCUUCUCUUUAGAAGACAUCUUCCAAAAGAGUAA